Messenger RNA from Chelonoidis abingdonii (Abingdon island giant tortoise), 3249 nucleotides. The record is from RefSeq and is a predicted model, not a curated record. NCBI's taxonomy places the organism in Eukaryota, Metazoa, Chordata, Testudines, Testudinidae.
AUGUCUCGUCGCAAGGGACCUUAUUGCCUUGACGGAGCGGUUGGGGCUGGCCCAACCCCGGCACGGCCGGUGCGGGUGUACUUUCCAAGGGACAAGCCGACCCGAGAGAGCACGUCCCGGAUUUCUCCGGUGCGGGCACGAUCCCGUCACGCACCGAUCCGGCACGGCACCGAUCCGGGUCCCGAGGGGGUUCUGGGGGUUCGAGGCGCCGCUCACGGCUCCGACGUGUUACUGCCGGGCGCCGAUCUCUUCACGUCGGUUACGGCUACUCCGCACGGCCGGCUCAGGCACGCUACCGCACGCGACUCAGGGAGCGAUCAGGCACGAAUGGUCAGAUCCCGGGUCGACUCGGCUGUCGCCAUCGAGGGCGUGGACCGGCACUACUCGCGUCCGCCCCAUGGCCUCUCGGAGGGGUUCAGUCUGCUUCACAAGCGGACAGCGUUCUACCUGACAUUGAGGUCCGCGGCCGCUUUCCUGAGGUCACCACGGAACAUUGGUCGCGCAGCAGUGGGGCUUCUGGACGCCCUGGGCAUAUCAGCAAGCACAGGAGACAGCCUCCCGACCUCGCCUGAGACUGAACCCCGCAGGCGCCAGAGACGCGUUCCAUCUGAGGCCGGCCACCGGAUCCGCUUCUGCCAGGUGUCUCUCGUCAUCCUCGGCCGGAUGAAGCAGUGGCGGGGACGACAACACUGGUCCCCCGCUAGACCUCAGGGCAAAACCAGAGAAUCUCCUCAGCGCUGUCUGCACAAACAUGAGAUCCAAGUUGAGGAGGGUUCCGACGUUGCGACCCGCGUCGUCACAGUUACUCUCGGCAAUUGCGCGCUACUCGGAGAGGAUGCACACUACACAGUGAAGCAAUUCCAUGAACCCAAUGUGACCCUGAGGGACCUGCAGCCGGACACAGCCUAUCUGCUCCGUGUGCGCUCCAUCACACCCCUAGGCCCUGGACCCUUCUCCCAGGAACAGGAGUUUCGCACCCUCCCUCCAGAGACAGGGGCUCCAUCUGGCGGGGUGCUUGUCUCCAUUGUCUUUGGAAUCCUACUCUUUAUUGGACUGGUUGUGGGAAUCUUCAUCUUCACACAAAGGAAAGCCUGUUGUCACCAAGCACGACCAGACUAUGACAUCUCAGCCUUCGACGGAGAGGAGAAGGUCUGGUUGAAGCCCUAUGUGGACCUACAGCCCUAUGAGGACCCGAGCAGGGGGGUCUUGGAGUUCACCAAGGAACUAGAUGUGGCCUAUAUCACCAUGGAGAAUGUUAUUGGGGAGGGGGAGUUUGGGGAGGUCUAUCGUGGCACCCUGCGCCUGCCAGGGAAAGAGCGUAUUGUGGUUGCUAUCAAGACCCUGAAGUCAACAUAUUCGGACUCUCAGUGGUGGAAUUUUCUGCGUGAGGCAACAAUCAUGGGCCAGUUCAAUCACCACAACAUCGUGCACCUGGAGGGGGUCGUCACCAAGCGGAAGCCGAUGAUGAUCAUCACUGAGUAUAUGGAGAAUGGUGCCCUGGACACGUUCCUCCGGGAAAACGAGGAGAAGUUCAGCUCUGUACAGCUGGUGGUUAUGCUGCAGGGCAUUGCCUCAGGCAUGACCUACCUUUCAGACCGCAACUAUGUGCACCGGGACCUGGCUGCCCGCAACAUCCUGGUAACUCACAGCCUGCAGUGCAAAGUGUCUGACUUUGGCCUGUCCCGGAUAUUGGAAAACGAUGUGGAGGGGACGUACGAAACUAAGGGCGGGAAGAUCCCCAUCCGCUGGACAGCACCUGAAGCCAUUGCUCAUCGGAUCUUCACUUCAGCCAGCGACGUCUGGAGUUACGGCAUUGUCAUGUGGGAGGUGCUGUCCUUUGGGGACAAGCCCUACGGAGACAUGACCAAUCAGGAGGUGAUGAAGAGCAUAGAGGAUGGGUACCGACUCCCUCCCCCUGUGGACUGCCCAUCCAUCCUCUACGAGCUCAUGAAAGGCUGCUGGUCGUACGAUCGCAUGCGACGGCCCCGCUUCCAGGAGAUCCAGGGCCAGCUAGAACACUUCAUCUCCAGCCCCCAUUUACUCCGAUCUGUUGCAGACUUCGACCCCAGGGUGACGCUGCGGCUCCCCAGCUGCAGUGGGUCUGACGGAAUCCCUUAUCAGUCAAUCCCAGAGUGGCUGGAAUCCAUCCGCAUGAAGCGGUAUAUCCUCAACUUCCGCACUGCUGGCUUGGACACCAUGGAAUCCAUCCUGGAGCUCACUACUGAGGACUUGAAAAAGAUGGGGGUGUCGCUUCCAGGCCACCAGAAGAGGAUUCUGUGUAGUAUCCAGGGCUUCAAGGAGUGACUGGACCUCAGGCCCUCAAGCUACCAGCAUUCCCAAGCCUACUGGGUAUCACUUGGAGCCAUUCCCAUGGCAGUUGUUUCCAAGAAGAGAGACUGAGGUGAUCAAAGCAACUAACAGGACAAAAAGAACUCUCCUGCAAAACCUGCCUCCUCUGCUCUGCCUGCUCCAUCCAUGUGUGUGUCUGCACCGAGGUUGCAGGGUGCUGUACAUACACCAGAGCCAGGACACCGUUUUCAGCUCCAACACUUGACAUUCUCUGUACGAUAUUCUGUGCAGCACUGAAAUAGCCCCUGCAGCACAGACUGAGGCCUGAGUGGUCCAGAGGGGGAAAUCUUUAGAGAUGCACAAGCACAUGGAGUGACUCCCCUGUUGAGAGACAAGAGCUGAAGAGAAGAAUCUCUGGGGAACCUACACAGGGGAUGGGGCAACAGAAAGUCUCAUCCCUGCUUUCCCCGCUACCACCUUUGUAGCAUAUGUUCCACAUUGCUGCAGCAGUGCAUCUGCCUUCCCCAUUUGAUUGUUAUGAUGGAAGCAGGUACAAGCAGCUGCGGAGAUCAGAGUAAGGAUUCUUCUUAACUUUCUUUGCAGCGAGUAUAUCUGCCAAUAAUGCUAAGUAACGAUAUACUCCACUAUACAGUGCCCCCUCCUCCUUGUGAGGGAGGAAAGAGCCUGAAAAAGAAGGAAAUGGGGUACCCUGCUCUUGUUCAUGUGCGUCCCAGUUUCUUUCAUGAGACAGAAGCAAGGUUAAUGCUGAAGCAAGGCUAUUCCCACCCCACCGUGUGUGGCCUGUAUUUCCCUUUCUCCUGUCACCUGUUUUCUCCUGCAGCCUGUUCCAAAUGUGCUGCAAGGGGGAGAUUGUUCCUGUGUGGAAGAAAAUAUGGAAUUUUUAAGUCUGAGUGCUCAGGGGGAAGGCACGGUGGCCUGUAACUUUUUUUUUUGUAAAUA